UCUUUUAUUUAGCUUUCGUUGUAGACAUUUUAUGUUUCUCAUUCUCCGCAAACUUCUUCCAACUUCUCUAAUUGGAGCAAUGGCCGAAAUGACCAACAUUUUGAAACCUCCAGAAUCGGUGCGUGGUAUAACAAAGUUAGAUAAAGACUUGUUCCAAAAGACCCUUAACAUCGCGUACCUGUCACUGACAGACGUCAAACCUGCUUUGGUGCUUCCCUUAAUAAGAAAGUACCUGCUGAAACUCGACAACUUUAAGCCGGUUCAACACGAGGAUGAAAACACGACAAUCAUAUUUCUGAACCCGCAAAAUGUGGCUGCUUGGAGCGAUUUCCCCCCCAAAACGCAGAGCGCUUUGAAGGAUGUGUCAGUAGAGGAAUCGAAUUUGAAGAGUAGAGACGUUACGUUGAAGUAUGACAACUUUAAUGCGGAGACCGUCUUAAAAGCAGUGCUGCCACCCGAUAAAGAAGGCUUGUCGAGUUUCACGAAAAUAGGCCACAUCGUACACGUAAACCUGCGGGAGCACCUCUUGCCGUACAAGGAGCUGAUCGGCGAAGUGCUUUUCGAUAAAAUCCCAGGGUGUAGAUCGGUAGUGAACAAGACUAAUGCCAUCGACAACACGUACCGCAACUUCCAGAUGGAAGUGCUGAAAGGGGAGGACGACAUGCUGACGACGGUCAAGGAAAACAACUGCACAUUCAAAUUCGACUUUUCCGCAGUAUACUGGAACUCCAGGCUCUGCACGGAGCACGUGAGGAUCGUGGAGAGGCUGAAGGCGAGCGACGUGCUGUUCGACGUUUUCGCCGGCGUGGGGCCUUUCGCUUUGCCCUGCGCCAAGAAGAAGUGUCACGUUUACGCCAACGACCUGAACCCCGAGUCGUUCAAGUGGUUAGAAUUCAACGCCAAAGCCAACAAAAUAGACGAGAAGUAUUUCAGGGCUUACAACAAAGACGGGCGGGAUUUUAUAAAAAACGAUUUCAAGAAAAAGUUACCGAUCCACCUAAAGAACAAAGAAAACGUUUACGUGACGAUGAAUCUACCCGCCGCGGCGGUGGAGUUUCUAGACUGCUUCGUGGGGCUGUUCGAAGAUGACGAUCUCGUGGACUUAACCGUCUCCCCCGUGGUGCUUGUGUACUGUUUCACCAAAGGUGAAGAUUAUGUCUCUAUCGCGAAGGAUCUCGUUCAACGAAGUUUCGGUUUUGACGUCAGCGAAAGGAUUUUGGAAGUUUUCAGGGUGAGAACCGUCAGUUCGAUGAAAGAAAUGAUGAGAGUCACGGUACGGUUAGACAGGGAUAUCCUGUCGGGUCGCGUUGGCAACAAGAGGAAGUUGGAGGAAGGUUCGGAGUCUGGGACGGAGAAACGGCGAGUUAGAGGGAGCGAUGGGGAAGAACAAGAAGAAGGCCAACAGCGUCUUUAAAGUCGCCGGAGCCAAGAGUUUGAAGCUCAAGGCCAAGGCGAAAGCCGUCAAAACCGAUUUAAAAAACAUCAACGUCAAAAACAAGAGCAAAACGAUCGAAAUCGACAAAGCCCUCGUCCACCUAGAGGACAAAAUCAGGCAAACUAGCGGGCCGAAGCCCA
Molecule: messenger RNA, 1575 nt
Organism: Anoplophora glabripennis (Asian longhorned beetle)
Lineage: Eukaryota; Metazoa; Arthropoda; Insecta; Coleoptera; Cerambycidae
Product: tRNA (guanine(37)-N1)-methyltransferase
Exons: 4
Coding region: 32-1414 (460 amino acids)
Biological process (GO): mitochondrial tRNA methylation; tRNA N1-guanine methylation
Cellular component (GO): mitochondrial matrix; cytoplasm
Source: RefSeq, a predicted model, not a curated record